Molecule: messenger RNA, 524 nt
Organism: Drosophila navojoa
Lineage: Eukaryota; Metazoa; Arthropoda; Insecta; Diptera; Drosophilidae
Biological process (GO): cellular heat acclimation
Cellular component (GO): cytosol; nucleus
Molecular function (GO): transcription corepressor activity
Source: RefSeq, a predicted model, not a curated record
AAGUUUUUCUAUAAAGCCGCAGCCGCCGACGCAAACAGAAGCAAGGAAAAGAGGAAAACGGCUAACAAAGAGCGAAAACGAAGCAAUUUUUGUACUUUUUUAAAAAUAAUAACAACAAAGCCAAAAGAUGACUGAUUUGCGCAAUGAGAUGGACAGCGAUCUGGAUCAGAACUACUCACUGAACAGCAAUGCGGAUCCAAAGAAUAUGCAGGAGCUAACAAUUUACGUACAAAAUCUGUUGCAGAAUGUGCAGGACAAAUUUCAAACGAUGUCAGAUCAGAUAAUCACACGUAUCGAUGACAUGGGCAAUAGGAUCGAUGAUCUGGAAAAGAGUAUUGCGGAUCUGAUGAAUCAGGCGGGUGUCGAGGGAACGGCACCGGAGAAAUGAGUGAAUCCAAGAUAUCAGUGCCCAGUGCCACGCCCACAAUCAAGGCAUGCAGCACCACAAUCACAUAUACAUCGAACAUCUACACAACAUACUACAUAUACACACGUACACAUCUACUCUCACACUUUUGUAACAA